AUGUCCGAAGACAGCAAGGCACAAGGCCCCGGCCUCAGCUUUGCUGACAUUGCUGCGGGCAUCGUAGAAGACUGCCUGUACAACAUCAUUCACGACAUCGUGCUCCAGACGCACCGGGAAGAGAAGCUGCAGCGCAUGCAGUCGGCCGCGACGGUGGCGGAGCAAGCGGCGAUCGCGGAGCACCAGGAGAACGCGGAGAAGUCGACGACGGGCAAGGGGUCAUCGGCGGCGGCGUCGGCGAACAAUCCGCAGCCGCCGUCGGUGCGCAUCGACACGCCGGCGGCCGUCUACGACAACGGGCGGGUGACCUUGCGGGGGAACCCGCUGAAGACAACACCCGAGUCGGUGUGCCCGUUCUGCAAGCUACCACGGCUGAAGCACCCGAUCGCGGGCGUGGGCUCGCAACUGCCGGACCUGUCGCGGCAGUACUGCACGCGGCACCCGUUCGUCAGCCGGCAGGGCCACGACAUCUACAACAACCCGUUCCCGACGGACAUGGCCAAGACGAAGAAGGAGCGCGAGCUGAUCAAGCGGCAGGAGAAGGACAACACGCCAGGCGGCAGCCAGCAAGGGGACGACUCGCAGGAGAACAGCCUGUCGAAGCUGGCGGCCGGCGGCAAGCCCGCGUCGUACAUCCCCUGGCACACGUGCCCCAACUGCAAGCGCAGCCUGCUCAUCACGCGCUUCGCGCAGCACGCAGAGAAGUGCCUGGGCAUCUCGGGCCGCCAGAGCAGCCGCAACGCCAUGGCCAAGCUCAGCUCGUCGCAGGGCGCCGCCAGCUCCGCCGCCGGCAACACGCCACUCGGCAGCAGGGUCGGCACGCCCAACCCGGGCAGCCAGGGCAGCAAGAUCAGCCCCAUCAAGAAGGAAGCAGCGGCGGCAGCAGCAGCAGCGGGUGGCGAUGGAGACGGCGACGAGGACGGCGGUGGCGGCGACACGCCUAAGAAGAUCAAGAAGAAGAGCAGCUACGUCAAGAAGGCUGACCGCGACCGCGAUGGCGGCGGCGACAGCGAAAGGCGCGAGAAGGGCGGCACGAAGAUUCUGAAGCUCAAGACUGGCGGCAGUUCGCUGGGCAGCGGCUCCUCGUCGAAACGCCCGCCCAAGGAAGACAGAGACGGGAAGGAGAGCACGCCGAUGAGCAGCAGCAGCAAGAGGGAAAGGGACAGGGAUGGUGACGAGCCGGUGCCGAGGAAGAAGAUCAAGUUGUUCAAGACGGAGAGCAACGCCAGCGACAUGACGGAUAGGGAGAAAGAUGGUGGGGAUAAGGAGUCUAAGAAAAAAGAGGAUCAGUCUUCUGCUGCUGCUGCUGCGGCGGCGGCGGCGGGAAGUCCAGCGAGUACGGCGAGUUAA
Lasiodiplodia theobromae is the source of this 1350-nucleotide messenger RNA. RefSeq names its product Transcriptional activator. Bases 1 to 1350 code for a protein of 449 amino acids. The transcript is spliced from 2 exons. The record is from RefSeq and is a predicted model, not a curated record. Lineage: Eukaryota; Fungi; Ascomycota; Dothideomycetes; Botryosphaeriales; Botryosphaeriaceae.